Messenger RNA from Dictyostelium discoideum AX4, 444 nucleotides. RefSeq lists its product as hypothetical. Lineage: Eukaryota; Evosea; Eumycetozoa; Dictyosteliales; Dictyosteliaceae. The record is from RefSeq and is a predicted model, not a curated record. The coding region runs from base 1 to 444 and encodes 147 amino acids. The transcript has 2 exons.
AUGAACCAGAAUAAAUUAUUAUUAUUAUUAAUUGUCUUGCUAUCUAUAAGCUAUUCAUUAGCAGUUGUCGUUCCUAUACCAGGUGAAAAUAUUCCAAACGGUGUUAAUUCUAAUAAUAAAAAUAAAAAAGAUCUUAAAAGUGCAGCAGAAGACUUAAAUUAUGCAAAUAUAUUUAGAGAUAGACAAGGUACAAUAGUAAAAGGAGAAUCUGUUAGAAUUGAUAUGCAAGGUUCCUACACUCGAGAUGGUCAAAGAUGGUUCAACUUACAAGCCCAAUUAAAUGGUAUCAAAGGAAAAUCAACAAUUGCACAUGUUAAUGUUGCUCAAAAUGCAAUGAGUAAUAAUCUUGCUGAACAAGCCCACGUUACUAAUGUCGUUAUUGCUGCUAUGUUGAAUUCAUAUAUCAUUGGGAAAACCUACCAUGUUUUAGAUAAUGGUCUUUGA